Striga asiatica is the source of this 804-nucleotide messenger RNA. NCBI's taxonomy places the organism in Eukaryota, Viridiplantae, Streptophyta, Magnoliopsida, Lamiales, Orobanchaceae. The record is from the annotation of a GenBank genome assembly.
CUUCUCAAAAGCACAAAACCGAUUACAUUUCACAAAGUACACAAAUUCUCUCUCUCUGAACAAUUUUGACGUCUGUACAUCGCUGAGCCUUCGCCGGAAAAUAAUGAGUUCGAAGACCACAGUCUCCACCAAGGGCGGCCGGGGCAAGCCCAAAUCCGCCAAAUCGGUUUCCCGCUCGUCGAAGGCCGGCCUCCAGUUUCCGGUUGGCAGGAUCGCCCGUUUUCUCAAGACCGGGAAAUACGCCGAGCGCGUCGGCGCUGGCGCGCCGGUUUACCUCUCGGCCGUUCUCGAAUACCUCGCCGCCGAGGUUUUGGAGCUUGCUGGUAAUGCGGCGAGGGAUAACAAGAAGAACAGGAUCGUGCCCAGGCACAUACAAUUGGCGGUGAGGAAUGAUGAGGAGCUGAGCAAGCUUCUGGGGAGUGUGACCAUUGCAAACGGCGGCGUUUUGCCCAACAUCCACCAGACUCUGUUGCCGAAGAAAGCUGGAGGAAAGGACAAGGAGAUUGGCUCUGCUUCCCAGGAGUUUUAGUGUUCAAAGUUAUGUUUGGCAGUUGUUUUGGUGGCUUGGUUGAUGGGUAUAGUAAAGAUGGGAUCUUUUGAUUUGUUUCUGAAUGUUGGUCCAUUUAAAAAAACCCUAAUUUUGGAAUCUGAAAUACAGAUUUUGGGUUAUCGUUAACGGAAUUCUGCUUAUCAUUCUUUCUAUGGUGUUACUUUAAUUUCUUGCUUUGUAGGCCUGGUGGUUUUUUUUUGGACCCAGAACAAAGCAGAUUUUUUUUUUUGAAGCCCCAAAUCAUGAUACAAAUC